Stereum hirsutum FP-91666 SS1 is the source of this 1232-nucleotide messenger RNA. RefSeq lists its product as uncharacterized. The transcript is spliced from 4 exons. Bases 1 to 804 code for a protein of 267 amino acids. NCBI's taxonomy places the organism in Eukaryota, Fungi, Basidiomycota, Agaricomycetes, Russulales, Stereaceae. The record is from RefSeq and is a predicted model, not a curated record.
AUGGCCCGAGUGCGAGAUCCUCCCAAAGUUCUCGCGAUACCACUUCGGAAGUGCACGAACAGGUCUUGCGCCGCAAUUCUUCCUCCUAUCGAAGAAUACAAGCACAAACGAUGCAAUGGAUGUCGCGAGAGAAAUCGCCAAUGGGCUGUUGCACGGAAUAAGAAGAUCAAGGGUGAUGAUUCGGAGAGUCCCGUUGUAUAUCCUACCGCGCAAAAUUUAUGCGACGAUCUUCGCGUCCUAUGGACCAGUAAUCGUGAGAAGGACGAAAUGUUCUUCUUCCAAGGGGAGUUCUACACUUCCCUCAACACCAGUGCGGGCGAAACGCUCCAAGAUUCCACGCGUAUGACCACCAACGAUAUCACCUCCGCGACGGGGGUGAAGUACGGUCGCUCGGGUGUCAAGGACACGAAAUGGAAGGAUCAUACCGGCUUACGGACCUACUUCCGCUGCACGCGCGAGCACCUCGCACGCCAGAAAGCUCGAAAGGCGUCCGCGAAUGGGCCUGUGGAGGAACAUAUGUGUCAUACGAGUCUUAUGAUCAGUUUCGCGGACCAGGAAGAGGCGAAUAGAUACCUCGUUACGAUCAGGUUGUCUUCGAUGCAUAAACCUGAACGCUCUGUGGGCAAUGGAGGCGUAAUCGCCGGAGUCCUGGACUCUGACAUGGUGUCCCAGCCUGGUCAACCGGAAUCGUCGCCAGUAGCAGAAUCGAGGGGUGGCGAGGCUGAGACUGAGAGUGUCGAUGAAGAUGAAGAGGCUGACAUGGUCGAGAAUAUGCUUAAGGACAUAGAUGAAUUUGAUGAGUAGGUGGAUCAGCUCAGGAGAGAAGAUGGGGAGGCCCAAUCUGUGCAGUAGAUUACUGUUUCAGCUCCUUUUGCCCUAUAUUUUCUUAUUCCGCAUAUGUCAUUCAGCGUGCUGGGCUCAUCGUUAGUCGUCAAACGUCCCUGCCGCCCAGACCGUGGGACGCGUAGUAACAUGAUGGAACCCACCGAGCGCUUCAGAAUUCUUGACUCCGUUUUCUUUAUCUUCGGGAAUAUGUACCUCAUCAGUCAUAAUAUCACUACCUAAUUGACUGCUGCUCAAAUCCUGUAAGCACUAAAUUGUCAGAGGUGAGGAGUUGGUGAGGAGAUACUUAACAGCAAUAACUACUUAGUAGAUUUUUCCCCGGUCGGCCGUUAUCAACUUGUCGGUAUACUUGAUUAUUUGGUCGUGAUGCUAUGUGCUUUAUAUGCCCC